This is a messenger RNA of Effrenium voratum, 684 nucleotides long. Lineage: Eukaryota; Dinophyceae; Suessiales; Symbiodiniaceae. The record is from the annotation of a GenBank genome assembly.
AUGAGCAAACGCAUGGCAAGCCAGCCCUCUCUGAAGCUGUACUACUUCAACAUCACCGGCAAGGGCGAGGCCAUCCGUCUCUUCUGCGCCUACGCGGGCCUCGAGCUUGAGGACUACAGAUUCGCCGACCGCGAGGAGUUUACGGCGCUCAAGGCCGACGGCACGCUGCCCUACGGCCAGGUCCCGCUGCUGGAAGUGGACAAAACCACACGGAUCCCGCAGUCUGCCGCGAUCCUCCGCUACCUCGCCAAGAUUGCCGGCGGCGACUUGUACCCUUCAGACCCGAUCCAGGCCGCCCGGGUGGACGCGGCGCUGGAUCAGGAGGCGGACGCCUUCGUGGGCCCGACGGUGGCCUCCUACACCGUGCGCUUCGGCAUCGAGCUGAGCGACAGCCAGGUGGAUAAGGCAGCGGCGCUCCUGAGCGCAGAGGUGAUGCCGCGGCACUUCGCGAGCAUCGAGGCCCAGCUGAAGGCGAGCUCCAGCGGCUGGAUCGCCGACACCAAAUGCCCCUCGCCCGCGGAUUUUGUAUGGGCCUGCCGCUUCGGGGACUACCUCCCCACGAAGGACCGGCUCUUCACCCCGGAGCUGCGCGACCUCGAGGCCUUCCCAGCCUGCCGCGCCUUCGUGAAGAGGUUCUACGAGCUGCCGCAGGUCGCCGAGUACUACAAGCGGAAGGAAGGCUGA